This is a messenger RNA of Momordica charantia (bitter melon), 956 nucleotides long. It is a transcript of the gene RABG3D, whose product is annotated as RAB GTPase homolog G3D. NCBI's taxonomy places the organism in Eukaryota, Viridiplantae, Streptophyta, Magnoliopsida, Cucurbitales, Cucurbitaceae. Gene Ontology annotation, cellular component: vacuolar membrane. The record is from RefSeq and is a predicted model, not a curated record. Gene Ontology annotation, molecular function: GTPase activity; GTP binding.
AAUUUCCCGGUCGGCCUUUUCCCUCGACGACUCCAAUAAUAUUUCCAUCAGAUUCUUUUUCUUUUUUUUUUUCCGUCAACUCAAAAUCCCUAAUUUUUUCUGCAAUUUUCCCCAAUUCCCAGCUUCAAUCUUCGAGCUUUUCGAACCAUGGCUUCUCGCAGGCGCAUACUUUUGAAAGUCAUUAUCCUCGGUGACAGUGGCGUCGGGAAGACAUCGCUAAUGAAUCAAUACGUGAAUCGUAAGUUUAGCAAUCAGUACAAGGCCACUAUUGGAGCAGAUUUUCUCACGAAGGAAGUUCAGCUUGAAGACAGGUUGUUUACAUUACAAAUCUGGGAUACAGCUGGGCAAGAACGGUUUCAAAGUCUUGGAGUGGCCUUUUAUCGUGGUGCUGAUUGCUGUGUUCUUGUAUACGACGUGAAUGUUAUGAAAUCAUUUGAUAAUCUCAACAACUGGCGAGAAGAGUUUCUGAUUCAGGCUAGUCCGUCUGAUCCUGAAAACUUCCCUUUUGUCGUAUUGGGGAACAAGGUCGACGUGGAUGGUGGGAACAGUAGAGUGGUUUCUGAGAAGAAAGCAAAGGCGUGGUGUGCUGCUAAAGGAAACAUACCAUACUUUGAGACGUCUGCAAAAGAAGGAUUCAAUGUGGAUGCUGCAUUUCAGUGUAUAGCUAAAAAUGCCCUCAAAAAUGAACCAGAAGAAGAAAUAUACCUUCCCGACACCAUUGAUGUCGCGGGUGGAAGGCAGCAAAGAUCAACAGGGUGUGAAUGCUAAGUGUUAAACUAAAUGGAUUCUGUCUACUUCCUUCACUGUAUUUCCUCUCUGUUUCAUGUUUCUGAAACCAUAUGGUCCAAUUAUAUUAACAUGUAGUGGUGUAGUGAUGCUGGUAAAGUUCCACAACUAUUCUGUGUUGUAACAACAUUCUUUAAUGUUUAUAUAUAUAUUGCUUAAUUAUUUGGGUC